Fusarium subglutinans is the source of this 840-nucleotide messenger RNA. Its product is annotated as HSP30 heat shock Yro1p. Lineage: Eukaryota; Fungi; Ascomycota; Sordariomycetes; Hypocreales; Nectriaceae. Gene Ontology annotation, biological process: monoatomic ion transport. Gene Ontology annotation, cellular component: endoplasmic reticulum; plasma membrane. The transcript has 4 exons. The record is from RefSeq and is a predicted model, not a curated record. The coding region runs from base 1 to 840 and encodes 279 amino acids. Gene Ontology annotation, molecular function: monoatomic ion channel activity.
AUGGCCGAUCACCUUUAUGCACGAAAGAACGAUGCUCUCAAUGUCAACCCUGACAUUGUCAAUGGGCAACGCAGUGACAUUAACAUCACCGUCAGAGGUUCUGACUGGUAUUGGGCUGUCUGCGCAGGUAUCACCAUGAUCGCAUCUAUCGCAUACUUCACGAUGGCUUCGAACCUCGGCUGGACUCCUAUCGCGGUUGAGUUCCAGAGGUCCGACCAUAGGGUUGCCGGCAUCUACAGAGAGAUCUUCUACGCAAGAUACAUCGACUGGUUCUUGACAACCCCCUUGCUACUCACAGAUCUGCUUCUUACUGCUGGCAUGCCCUGGCCAACUGUGCUUUGGGUAAUUCUCGUGGACUGGGUCAUGAUUGUCACUGGAUUAGUCGGAGCUCUCGUCAAGAGCUCUUACAAGUGGGGUUAUUUCGCAUUUGGCUGCGCUGCCCUCGCAUACAUCGUUUACGUGCUCGCAUGGGAAGCUCGUCUGCAUGCCAAGCACGUUGGCCCUGACGUCGGUCGAACCUUUGUCAUGUGCGGUUCCCUCACAGCCGUUGUAUGGAUCCUCUACCCCAUUGCCUGGGGCGUCUGUGAAGGUGGUAACUUGAUUGCCCCCGACUCCGAGGCGGUCUUCUACGGCAUUCUUGAUCUCAUCGCAAAGCCUGUCUUUGGAGGAUUGCUCCUCUGGGGACACCGAAACAUCGACCCUGCUCGUCUUGGCCUUCGUAUUCGCGACAUUGACGAGCGUAUUUUCCCAGAUGGUCCCAACAACAAGACCACGUCUGGACAUGGUGCUCGAAACGAUACUGCCACCGCCUCUGGCGCUAAUGUCAACCCAAACGCUUGA